Molecule: messenger RNA, 1426 nt
Organism: Phascolarctos cinereus (koala)
Lineage: Eukaryota; Metazoa; Chordata; Mammalia; Diprotodontia; Phascolarctidae
Product: tumor necrosis factor receptor superfamily member 14-like
Biological process (GO): positive regulation of cytokine production involved in immune response; negative regulation of alpha-beta T cell proliferation; positive regulation of T cell migration
Cellular component (GO): external side of plasma membrane
Molecular function (GO): protein binding
Source: RefSeq, a predicted model, not a curated record
CUCGAGUCUUCCUGACUGCAGGCCUGGAAGUCUAACCACCGCACCACCUCGCUGCCCUUCUGCACAUCCCCCGAUUGGGCUAAAGAAGUUGAGCAUAUUUUAAAGUUUCUGACUAUCCCCAGCCUGUUUCCUCCUUUACAAAUUCAUUCGUGUUAUGUACACAUCUGUCAGUUUGUGGCUCAGCUCUGGGAGCUGAGAAGGGCUGUUCAUUUGUGAGAACACGGCCCGACUCCAAAGUUUGCAUAGUUUUUAUUUUCACUUUCAGUACCAAAGACCUUAGCUAAAGGCUGACAACCGCAGAGAUGGUGGUGAACAGACUCCGCUUGACGAUAUUCAGCAUCAUUACAACUCAGCUCAUGCCCUUCAAGGAGGCACUGGAGUGUAUGGUGGGAGAGUAUAAAGUAGAUGGGCAAUGCUGCCCCACCUGCCAUCCAGCAUUUGGCUUGGUGACCAGAAGGGAAUGUUCACCUAUAUCCAACACAGUGUGUGGCUGCUCUCCAGGAUAUUUCUGCACCAACAUGAAAGAUGAUGACUGUGAGAUGUGUGUGGCUCACCGAGUCUGCACUCCUGGACAAUACGUGAAGUCUAGAGGCACGGAGAGAAACAACACCAUCUGUGAAAAGUGCCAGGCAGGGACAUUUUCCCCCAAUGGGACCCUUGGCCAGUGUCUGCCAUGGACCAAUUGUACUGCCCAGGGUUUAUUUGAAGAAAAGCCAGGCACUGACACCAUGGACACAUUGUGCUCAAUGCAGGGUAACCCUCCACUCGGAUUUAUUGGUACCCCCAUCAUCAUCAUCAUCAUCAUCAUCAUCGUCACCUUUGUCAUCACUGUCAUCUCCAUCAUCAUGAUAUUUGUUAGAAGGAAAAAGAACCGAGAAAGAGCUUAUGACAUAAAAGGAAGGGCUGAAGCGUCAGACCCUGAAAAGAUCUGUGACCUCCUCGAGGCUGAUGGGUCAAUCAUCAACUUACCUGUGCAGGAGACUCAGCAACAGGAAGAAUCAGAUGUAGUGAGCAGAAUAAUGUCCAAGAGUUAGGGCCGUCGGGAUGAUGAUCUCGGGAGUUCAGUGAACUGCCAAGGCCAAGUCAUAGUCUCUGUCUGUCACUGGGACGAAGCUCGUCUUCGGCAGUGGUGGCCUUCUUGAACCUCCUCCUAGUUUUGUAGCCAAAAGCAUUCCAGAUGGCAAAGGAUAUCUAAGGCAGGCCAAAGGUUUCACCAGUGGCAUCCAAUUCUGAUGUCUCGUCCCAGAGCGGAGCGUGGGCAGGUGAGGCAACAGAGCCUGAGUUCUGAGAGGAUAGAUGAGCUGUGAGUGUAGGCUUGGUAUGAACAGUCUGUUUUCUAAGGAUCAGCAUGAAGAAGGUGGCUGGCCACCUGGUGGUUAAUAUAAAUUCAUUUUAUAUUUAUUAUGGAUGUAUUUAAUUUUUGUUA